This is a messenger RNA of Populus euphratica (Euphrates poplar), 950 nucleotides long. RefSeq names its product transcription factor bHLH52-like. Bases 1 to 897 code for a protein of 298 amino acids. NCBI's taxonomy places the organism in Eukaryota, Viridiplantae, Streptophyta, Magnoliopsida, Malpighiales, Salicaceae. The record is from RefSeq and is a predicted model, not a curated record. Gene Ontology annotation, molecular function: DNA-binding transcription factor activity; protein dimerization activity. Gene Ontology annotation, biological process: regulation of DNA-templated transcription. The transcript is spliced from 2 exons.
AUGGCUCUAAGCUUUUGUUCAAGCUUGGGCUCAUCACUUCAGCAUCACAACCUUCAAGAGUUAACAGAAUAUCCACAAGGCGACAUAGAGAUAGGAAACGAUCAGCUCUUUGCUUGCAAUGACAACAUGAUGUUUUCAGAUGCUUUCAUCAACCCAUUGUAUGAGGUUGAGGAGCAGCUAGUUUACUCGGAUAGCUACACCGAUCUCCUCCCAUACUUCUCUUCUCCUUCAGAUAACAUAAUCUCGCUCUCCCCCGAAAUCUUUCCUCUCCAAGAUUUUGAGUCCUACCACUACCUGAAACGCCCAAAAACCUACACAGAUCAUUUCAUCUCAACUUUUGAACCGAAUUUCUUCGAAGGAUGUGCUCCGAAUCCCAAUCCAAGACUCCCAGAAUUAUUUCCAGAAAUCCCAGCCCCGGAACCUAAGUUUCAGGUUCCAAUAACCUUUAAUGUUGGGAGGACUGAUCAGAGUGUGAUGAAUUCAAAGAAACCAAGUACUGGAGUGAGCUUGUCUACACAGAGCAUCGCUGCGCGUGAGAGGAGAAGGAAGAUAACCGAGAAGACACGGGAGCUUGGAAAGUUUAUUCCUGGUGGGCAUAAGAUGAACACUGCAGAGAUGUUCCAAGCUGCUUCCAAGUAUGUCAAGUUCUUGCAGGCUCAAAUUGGAAUUCUUGAACUCAUGGGGUCAACCCAGGAAAACAAAGGGCCAAUGCACACACAGGAACUUCAAACUCUCCUUGUAACAUCUCCAACAAUUCAAGAGAAGUUGUACUCAGAAGAGAAAUGCUUGGUUCCAAGAGAUUUUGUCCAAACCAUUGCUAACGAUUGCCAAAUCCAAUCAAAACCCUUGAUCAUUGAGGAGAUUGAUCAGUUGUUGGGGGGUCAAUUGCUUGGAUAGUUGAUAGCAGUUGGAUCAGUCAAGAGGGUGCAUUUUUUGUGUGCUUUUUUGCU